Molecule: messenger RNA, 3325 nt
Organism: Sphaerodactylus townsendi
Lineage: Eukaryota; Metazoa; Chordata; Lepidosauria; Squamata; Sphaerodactylidae
Gene: FLCN
Product: folliculin
Exons: 12
Coding region: 213-1961 (582 amino acids)
Biological process (GO): positive regulation of TORC1 signaling; negative regulation of transcription by RNA polymerase II; positive regulation of GTPase activity
Cellular component (GO): cytosol
Molecular function (GO): GTPase activator activity
Source: RefSeq, a predicted model, not a curated record
CUCGCCGUGGACCGGCGCGCAUGCGCAGAGGAGAAGGCGAGGGAGCCCGAGGGAAGCCCUUCGCUUUGGGGGGUGACCUCAGCCCGGACUAGCGCCUUGGAUAAGCAACGCAACAGAGGCAGAGGACCCAGGUUCCGUUCCAAAGUGGAAUUAGACCAAGCGGAAGAAGGGGAAGGCCCUGGAAGUCAUUUCGUGGACUUCCCUGAGCUGCGAUGAACGCCAUUGUGGUCCUUUGCCACUUCUGUGAAUUGCAUGGCCCACGCACCCUCUUCUGUACGGAAGUCCUGCACGCCCCUCUUCCGCAUGGUGCAGGAAAUGGGGACAGCCCAGGACACAGCGAGCAGCCGGAAGAGGAGGAAGGGGGCAUUCAAAUGAGCAGCCGGAUCCGGCCGCACAGUCCGGUGGAGGGCGCCAGCGUGGACUCCAGCAGCCCGGGACCGAAGAAGUCGGAAAUGUGCGAGGGUUGCCGUUCUCUUCCAGCGGGCCACCCGGGCUACGUCAGCCAUGACAAAGAAACCUCCAUUAAAUAUGUCAGUCACCAGCACCCAAACCACCCUCACCUCUUCAGCAUCGUCCGCCAAGCUUGCGUCCGCAGCCUCAGUUGCGAGGUGUGUCCGGGCCGCGAAGGGCCUAUCUUCUUUGGGGAUGAGCAGCACGGAUUCGUGUUCAGCCACACCUUCUUCAUCAAAGACAGCCUGGCCCGGGGCUUCCAGCGCUGGUACAGUAUCAUCACCGUCAUGAUGGACCGAAUCUACCUCAUCAAUUCCUGGCCGUUCCUUCUGGGCAAGAUCCGGGGCAUCAUUGACGAGUUGCAGGGCAAAGCGCUGAAGGUGUUUGAGGCAGAGCAGUACGGCUGCCCGCAGAGAGCCCAGCGCAUGAACACGGCCUUCACCCCUUUCCUGCACCAGAGGAACGGCAAUGCGGCCCGUUCUCUUACCUCGCUGACCAACGACGAGAACUUGUGGGCAUGUCUCCACACUUCCUUUGCAUGGCUCUUGAAGGCUUGUGGGAGCCGGCUGACGGAGAAGUUACUGGAGGGCGCGCCCACCGAGGACACGCUUGUUCAAAUGGAAAAAUUGGCAGAUCUUGAAGAAGAAUCCGAAGGCUGGGAUAACUCCGAGGAAGAAGACGGGAAGCCUUCCAGCCGGGUGGGCAUUGGGGAAGGCCGCGAACUGGUCAAGAGCCCGACUGAUUCGUCUCUGCUGUUAGACUGCGGUAGCUGGAAUGGAGGGCCCAGAAACCAGUCUGUUUUCCGGUCCCUCCGGCAUUUGAGACAGGUCCUGGGGGCGUCGGCUUUUCACAUGCUGGCGUGGCACGUGCUCAUGGGAAAUCAAGUCAUCUGGAAAGCACGGGACCCGGAUCUCGUCCAGUCUGCUUUUGAUGUCCUACGGACCAUGCUGCCUGUUGGUUGCGUUCGGAUCAUCCCCUACAGCGACAAAUACGAGGAAGCCUAUCGAUGUAACUUCCUUGGGCUCGCCCCUCACGUGCCGGUCCCGCCUCACAUUCUGUCAUCUGAAUUUGCUGUCCUUGUGGAAGUCCGCACUGCCACUAGGUUGAGCCUCUACCCUGUUUUGUUCGAUGAUGAACAAGCGCUCAGCAAAUACGAAUUUGUGGUCACCAGCGGGAGCCCUGUAGCAGCAGACAGAGUGGGCCCGACCAUCUUGAACAAGGUCGAAGCUGCCUUGACAAACCAGAACCUUUCAGUGGACGUGGUCGACCAGUGCCUCAUCUGCCUGAAGGAGGAGUGGAUGAAUAAAGUGAAGGUCCUCUUCAAGUUCACCAAAGUGGACAGCCGGCCCAAGGAGGAUACCCAGAAGCUGCUGAGCAUUUUGGGCGCCGCCGAGGAGGACAAUGUGAAACUCCUGAAGUUCUGGAUGACGGGCCUCAGCAAGACGUACAAGUCUCACCUCAUGUCCACCGUUCGCAGUCCGAUUUCGUCAUCUUCAGAGUCUCGAAACUAGCCCAGGAUUUUUUGGUGGUGCUUGGGGAAAAUUUCUUGCUGUGGCCUUCCCCAUCGGAACCCCGUUGCCUCAGCUCCAAGGACUGAGGCAAGGAAGAAUAGGAUUCGUCUGUAUCCAUGGAGAGCUCCAACUUACUACUGUAUGCAUGGACACCUGAAUGCUUUCCGGGCUGUUUUCCAGUAAUUCAGAAGUGCCUGCGGUGGGGAUGUUCUCCCAUGUCUAUGGGCUAGAAAAGAUUAUUGUGUCUUGGAUCAUGUUUUUCUAACCAGUUUCGCAAAGCUGGGAAUGAUGAAUUUCUCCCACCCUGGCAGAACUUUUUAUUGGGGAGUUGGAAACUUAAAACAUGUUGUGUUUUUAACCGUCCCUGAUGCUAUCCUCCGCAAGUCAAAAGUGCUUCGUCUGUUUUCAGAUGAGUAGAUGGUCUCCUUUGCCUGCACUGGAGUAUGAUCGUAGCGGAUUUUUCUUGGGAUGGGUUCAGACUGUGUUGAUUCUGCCAGUUGACUUCCCACAAUGCAGCCAAAAGAAAAGAGUCUUGUUUUUUUUAGAUCGGUGGGAGGGUGCUUGAGCCAACUGAUUGGAACUGUGAUUGGGCUGUUUCUUUAUAACCCGGUAGAUAAGCAGGCUUUGCCUUGAAAAGGGAAACUUAAAUUUUGUAUUUGAAAGGAAUCUGCCUGCAAGACCCUGGACUUUCCAUUCUCGUAGAAGGCAGUGAAAACUUGCAAACUGUCUUAUUCCCCCUCCCACCAAUGUGCUGAUGAUUCUUGGCACUGUGGAGAAAAUAAACACUGUUUGGAGAAGAUCUCUUUUUUCAGUUUCAAUUGGAAGAAAAAGUCGCAGUAAGAGUAUACUGCAUCAUGUUUGGUAUUUGUGUAAAGGCCAUGGUCUGAUCAGAAGGUGGCUUGCUCCACAUAUAAGAGAAAUGUUUGUGAAAAAGUCCUGUGCGUUUGGUGAGCGGAGAGCAUCCCUUGUAACGGGAGAAAGAACCUUUUUCUCAUGUUUUGGGGUUGUUUUUUUAAAAAAUUAAUAUUUGCACAGUGGUUUGUAGUUUAUCCAACAAGUCCUUUGCUAGGGACUUCUCCCCCAUCAAUAUUUAUGUUGAAAUUUAAAAUGAAAAGGAAAAACAAAGAUAGAUUUUAAACACUGCACAUAUCUAACUUCUUUGUAAGUUGAUAACAAUUUUUUUUUUAUCACAGAGUGGCUUAAAUAUUUUUUCUAAGUAAAACUAGGCUUGUUGUCUUGCAAAAUGUGGCUAUAAUUUUCAGAUAUUUAUACUGAUUUUUGUUGAUAAUUUUGCCGUUUUAAUUUAAAAGCUAUGUUCAGUCUGUAGCCCAUGAACCAAAUAAAAUAGCUGUUUUUUCCCCCAA